AUGCCCAGCUCUACUGCAAUGGCAAUUGGAGCUCUCUCUAGUUCUCUUCUCGUAACCUGCUGCCUCAUGGUUGCCCUCUGUAGCUCCACCAUACCUGUACAAAAACUGGCCAAGGCUCAAGACAAACAGGAGAUAAAGGCGAGCCAGGAAAAGAGGGAUCACACGUCUGCGAGGGACAGCGAGACAGGCCCAGGGAAAAUGAAUGAGAUCGGCAGGGGGGGGGGGGGGGGGGGGGGGAGGGGGGGGGACUGGAAGAGCAAAGGAAACAGGAACUACUCGAACAAGGAGUCUUGGGCUAAGCAGAAGCAGGCUUGGAACAGCCAAGGGACGAGCAGUAAAUCUGGGAGCAUUCAAGCGCAAGAGCAAAUGGACGCCGCUCCCCAGGAACCUCAGGUGGCUGAAGAUGCGUCUCUCCCAGAAGCUGUUGCGAGUGUCACGCCUGAGCCUCCGGAGGAGUAUGCCUACCCCGACUACCGUGGGAAGGGCUGCGUGGACGAGAGUGGCUUCGUCUAUGCCAUCGGAGAGAAGUUUGCGCCGGGCCCCUCCGCCUGCCCCUGCCUCUGCACCGAGGAGGGCCCGCUGUGCAUACAGCCCGAGUGCCCCAGGCUCCACCCUCGGUGCGUCCAUGUGGACACCACACAGUGCUGCCCGCAGUGCAAGGAGAGGAAGAACUACUGCGAGUUUCGAGGGAAAACCUACCAGACCCUAGAGGAGUUCAUGGUGUCUCCGUGUGAGAAGUGCCGCUGUGAAGCCAACGGUGAAGUGCUCUGCACCGUCUCAGCUUGUCCCCAGACUGAGUGCGUGGAUCCGGUGUAUGAGCCCGAUCAGUGCUGUCCUAUCUGCAAAAAUGGCCCGAACUGCUUUGCAGAAACCAUUGUCAUUCCAGCAGGCCGGGAGGUGAAAACCGAUGAAUGCACUAUAUGUCACUGUACUUACGAAGAAGGCACUUGGAGAAUUGAACGGCAAGCUAUGUGCACUAGACAUGAAUGCAAACAAAUAUAGAAAAUCUACAAAUCUAAGUACUUUUCGUGUUUUUUAUAAAAUAUCUCACAGUGGUGAGCACCCUAGAUGACCCAGGGAAAUCUGAAUGGGAAGAUUCUGGUGAGGAGCAAAGAAUAAAAUACUGAUAUUUUGUUUUUCAAAGUAACAUAAUACUGCAAGGCAAAGAAGUGCAUAUAUUUAAAACGUUUGGACAUAAGAAUAUCUGUCUUAAUAAAUGUGUUAUUUUCACAGUGAGUACACUAAAAUACACUAUAAAAUAUUCUAUGUAUUUCUAUAAUACCAUUAUAGAGCUUAAAAAUAAAUGUUUUAUAUAGACAAUACAGAUUAAAGUAUUGUA
Molecule: messenger RNA, 1339 nt
Organism: Phaethon lepturus (White-tailed tropicbird)
Lineage: Eukaryota; Metazoa; Chordata; Aves; Phaethontiformes; Phaethontidae
Gene: VWC2
Product: von Willebrand factor C domain containing 2
Exons: 4
Coding region: 1-1002 (333 amino acids)
Biological process (GO): negative regulation of BMP signaling pathway
Cellular component (GO): AMPA glutamate receptor complex
Molecular function (GO): protein binding
Source: RefSeq, a predicted model, not a curated record